Messenger RNA from Charadrius vociferus (killdeer), 1713 nucleotides. RefSeq names its product glucuronic acid epimerase (gene GLCE). The record is from RefSeq and is a predicted model, not a curated record. NCBI's taxonomy places the organism in Eukaryota, Metazoa, Chordata, Aves, Charadriiformes, Charadriidae. Gene Ontology annotation, cellular component: Golgi apparatus. The transcript is spliced from 4 exons. The coding region runs from base 1 to 1713 and encodes 570 amino acids. Gene Ontology annotation, biological process: heparan sulfate proteoglycan biosynthetic process. Gene Ontology annotation, molecular function: heparosan-N-sulfate-glucuronate 5-epimerase activity.
AUGGGGAAGCGAAUGCAUGACGAAGCAGGUGAUGGGAGGUAUAUCCAAGGAGCCGACAGGAGCAGGUCGAGGAGGCGGCAGAGCGAGGAGGCAUCGCCCCAGGAGCAGCAGAGGGCUCCCCCGGUCGCGGGAGGCUUCAACGGCAACAAAGCCCCCGGGCUGAAGUACGAGGAGAUUGACUGUCUGAUCAAUGACGAGCACACCGUUAAAGGGAGGAGGGAAGGCAACGAGGUCUUCCUGCCGUUCAGCUGGGUAGAGAAAUACUUUGAGGUUUAUGGGAAAAUUGCUCAGUACGAUGGUUAUGACAGGUUUGAAUUCUCUCAUAGCUACUCCAAAGUAUACACACAGCGAGCACCUUACCACCCCGACGGGGUCUUCAUGUCCUUCGAGGGCUACAACGUAGAGGUUCGAGACAGAGUGAAGUGUAUAAGCGGCGUCGAAGGUGUGCCGUUAUCCACGCAGUGGGGACCUCAAGGCUAUUUCUACCCCAUCCAGAUUGCACAGUACGGGUUGAGUCACUACAGUAAAAACCUGACGGAGAAGCCGCCUCACAUCGAGGUGUACGAAACGGCCGAAGAGAAGGACAAAACGGGCAGGUCCGCGGACUGGACGGUGCCGAAGGGCUGCUCCCUGUCCACAGUGUCUGAUAAAGCCAAGUUCACUAGCGUCAAACAGUUUGUCGCUCCAGAAAAUACCGAGGGAGUGUCGCUGCAGCUUGGGAACACCCGAGAUUUUAUUAUUUCUUUCGAUCUCAAAUUCGUAACGAAUGGGAGCGUUUCUGUGGUUCUCGAGACGACGGAGAAGAACCAGCUCUUCACCGUGCACUACGUCUCCAACACCCAACUCAUCGCUUUUAAGGACCGAGACAUCUACUACGGCAUCGGUCCCAGGACUAGCUGGAGCACCCUCACCAGAGACCUGGUCACCGACCUGCGGAAGGGGGUCGGCCUCUCGAACACGAAAGCCGUGAAGCAGACCAAAAUCAUGCCCAAGAGAGUGGUGCGGCUGGUAGCGAAGGGUAGAGGCUUCCUCGAUAACGUCACCAUCUCGGCCACCGCUCACAUGGCGGCUUUUUUCGCUGCCAGCAACUGGCUGGUGAGGAACCAGGACGAGAGGGGCGGCUGGCCCAUCAUGGUGACGAGGAAGCUGGGGGAAGGAUUUAAGUCCUUGGACCCGGGCUGGUACUCGGCCAUGGCGCAAGGACAGGCCAUCUCCACGCUGGUGCGGGCGUACCUGCUGACAAAGGACCACGUGUUCCUCAGCUCGGCUCUGCGGGCCACGGCGCCGUACAAGCUGCCGUCGGAGCAGCGCGGGGUGAAAGCCGUCUUCAUGAACCGGCACGACUGGUACGAGGAGUACCCCACCUCGCCCAGCUCCUUCGUGCUCAACGGCUUCAUGUACUCCUUAAUCGGGCUGUAUGACUUAAAAGAAACGGCAGGGGAGAAGCUGGGGAAGGAGGCCCGGGUCCUCUACGAGCGGGGCAUGGAGUCCCUGAAGGCCAUGCUUCCCCUCUACGACACUGGCUCAGGGACCAUCUACGACCUUCGGCACUUCAUGCUCGGCACCGCUCCCAACCUGGCCCGGUGGGACUAUCACACCACCCACAUCAACCAGCUCCAGCUCCUCAGCACCAUAGACGAGUCGCCCAUCUUCAAAGAGUUCGUCAAGAGGUGGAAGAGCUACCUGCGAGGCGGGCGGGCAAAGCACAACUAG